Vicia villosa (hairy vetch) is the source of this 843-nucleotide messenger RNA. RefSeq lists its product as uncharacterized. The transcript has a single exon. Gene Ontology annotation, biological process: DNA integration. Gene Ontology annotation, molecular function: nucleic acid binding. The coding region runs from base 1 to 843 and encodes 280 amino acids. Lineage: Eukaryota; Viridiplantae; Streptophyta; Magnoliopsida; Fabales; Fabaceae. The record is from RefSeq and is a predicted model, not a curated record.
AUGGGACCUUUUCUUCCUUCUUUUGCUAAUGAAAAUAUUCUAGUUGCAGUGGAUUAUGUCUCCAAGUGGGUAGAAGUCAUCGCCACACCAAAGGCGGAUGCCAAAACGGUGCUAAAAUUUUUAAACCGAAACAUAUUCACACGUUUUGGCAUGCCUAAAGUGAUAAUAAGCGACGGUGGAUCUCACUUUGUUAACGAGCAGGUAGCUAAAGUGCUGGAUAAGUAUCAUAUCAACCACAAGAUCGCAUCACCGUACCACCCCCAAACCAACGGGCAAGCGGAGAUCUCAAACAGAGCAAUCAAGAAUAUUCUAGAGAAGACUGUCUCAGAAUCCCGUAAAGACUGGUCGGUAAGGAUUGAUGAUGCCUUGUGGGCAUAUAGGACAUCAUACAAAGCAGCAACUGGUGCAUCUCCUUUUCAAAUGGAGGUAGAACACAAAGCAUUAUGGGCUCUACGAGUAUUUAAUAGGGAUGACAGUCUAGCCUAUAAGAAAAGGAGGAAUCAACUCCACGAGCUUGAAGAAUUCAGGUACCUAGCAUAUGAGUCCAAUAAGAUGUACAAAGAAAACAUGAAAAGGUACCAUAACAAGAAAAUCAAGAAAAAAGAGUUUAAUGUGGGCGACCUAGUGCUUCUGUAUAAUUCAAGACUAAGACUCUUUCCAGGAAAGCUAAAGUCAAAAUGGUUAGGACCGUUCAUCAUCAAGGAAGUCAAACCAUAUGGUGCUAUCACCAUUGAGGAUAGUAAAACCAAGGAAAGUUGGACCGUUAAUGGAGAACGGUUGAAGAAUUAUCUUGGUGGAGAGUUCGACAGAGAAGUGUGCACACUCUCACUGUUAAGCACUUAA